AUGACGCGUCGAUGUGCUGCAUGUCAUGCAAUCACGCCAUCGCACGAUGUAAAUUGUUGCCAAAAUUGUGGACUUCAGUUUCAUAAACCUCAAUUUCCAUCAUCGUCACCAAAUGAUAAAAUCGGUUCUUUCGAUAGGACACCAUCAAAACACAAACCGAAAGAACACGAUAAAUCAUCGUUGGCAAAACAUUCAAAUCCUUCACUUUCCAAUAAUGAUAAUGAUGCAAAAUCUUCGAUCCCUUGUAAAUAUAAAAGUCUUUGUGGAGAAUAUCUUAAAUCAUUGAGCUGGAACGACGCUUUAUUUGAUCGACGAUUUAAUCGUUGUUACUGUUCGAAUUGUUAUCCAAAUUCAUUGAGCAAUACUCUUGAAGAAGCUGGUUCUCUUUACGUUAUUCCACGUGGCUGGUGUCGAUUUGGUCUUCAAGUUGAUAAGGUACGAGCUGACGUUGAUCACAUAUGGCGUAAUUGGAUUGUAACCUAUCAUGGAACAUCAUCGGAAGCAGCUCAUUCAAUUGUUGCUCAUCGACAAUUUCUAAUACCUGGAGAUAAACGCAUAGAUGGCGAGAAAAUUGCAAUACUUCCUGGACAUAUCAAAGAAAAAUAUCAUAUAUACACAUCACCGACUAUAGCCUAUUCGAGUGUUGCAUGCUACUGUCCAUCGAGUCAAUUUCAAUCAAAAAUAACAAAUAAAGUUUACGAUGCACGUAUUGUAAUUCAAUGCCGACAAAAACCGGGAACAUUUGAAGUUCAGCAAGAAACAAUUGGAGCUGGUCAUAAAAGAAUUUGUCCAUUUAUACCAAAUAGUCAAGUGGAAAUAUUUACAACAGUUCGUGCAUCUAUUGUACCUUACGGAAUAUUGAUACAUUUAGCUGAAGUUUCCUAA
Messenger RNA from Rotaria sp. Silwood2, 885 nucleotides. NCBI's taxonomy places the organism in Eukaryota, Metazoa, Rotifera, Eurotatoria, Philodinida, Philodinidae. The record is from the annotation of a GenBank genome assembly.